GAACACCGUAUGUCAUUUCUCAAGCCCGUUGGCUCUCUUCCCCCUUUCUCCCACGAAGCCCAGCUCUGCUUACUCAUACCGGAGUGAGCUCUCCCCCGUCCGCCCAACAUGCGCCGCACCACAAUUCUCUCCGUGGCGGCGUUCCUCCUCGACAUCCGAGUCUCUGCUGCGACCCCCGUCGACUCCCCGCCUUCCGAGGUCGGCCAGCCCUGCGGUCAAACACUCGGCGACUGCGCCGGGAACCUGACUUGCAUCCCGCUCUCGACCGACUGCACCCGAUGGGUGAACAGCUCGAACGAGGGAUGCCCGGGCACCUGCCAGGAAAUCGACAUUUCCAAGCAGCAAAUCUACACGCUGUGCGGAGGCUGGUCGUUGAUCGAUGACUGCAACGAGCGCAUCGAGAGCUGCAUCGCCGAUCCGAGAACGGCCGACUCGUGCGGGCCUUCGUGCGACGGGUCUGGCAUCUGCUGGCCGUUUGCCGAGAUAUGCGGCGGGGAGGAAAAGCUGGAGUGUCCCAAGGGCAAAGCGUGUUUCAAUGACCUGAUCUGUCUUCCGUUGCGGUUUGGAUCGGAUUACUACGAAAAGACAUCAUUGGAGGAGGUGACUCGGACGGAUCAGGACGGUUGGCAGGGGGAUAAGUGACAACAAACUCAAUUCAGGGGUUGGAAGAACAGGAUGACAAAUGGCCGGGGCAUCCCGAAAAGGGGCAAUGCGCUCUGCCAACUGUAUCUCGCCGCCCGACCGAUAGUCUUCCAGACUCCAUCUUGCCCCCGCUGAGUCCAAU
Messenger RNA from Chaetomium fimeti, 784 nucleotides. RefSeq lists its product as uncharacterized. Lineage: Eukaryota; Fungi; Ascomycota; Sordariomycetes; Sordariales; Chaetomiaceae. The transcript has a single exon. The record is from RefSeq and is a predicted model, not a curated record. Bases 109 to 642 code for a protein of 177 amino acids.